Quercus lobata is the source of this 2944-nucleotide messenger RNA. Its product is annotated as nucleolar GTP-binding protein 1-like. Gene Ontology annotation, molecular function: GTP binding. NCBI's taxonomy places the organism in Eukaryota, Viridiplantae, Streptophyta, Magnoliopsida, Fagales, Fagaceae. Bases 144 to 2159 code for a protein of 671 amino acids. The record is from RefSeq and is a predicted model, not a curated record. The transcript has 5 exons.
UAUCGAAGUCGGGUCUCUUCCAAAAAGACCCGAAUUCCUCAUUUACUCUCUCUCUCUCUCUCUAAAACCCUAACAAAGCCUCCCUCUCUGUUUUUCUCUCUUUGAUAAUCGAAUUUCAGGGUGAUUGCUGCUGAACCUUCAAGAUGGUGCAGUAUAAUUUUAAGAACAUUACUGUGGUUCCAAAUGGGAAGGACUUCAUCGACAUAAUUCUGUCCCGUACCCAACGGCAAACACCGACAGUUGUCCACAAAGGCUAUGCUAUCUCUCGCCUCCGCCAAUUUUAUAUGCGUAAAGUGAAGUAUACCCAGACAAACUAUUAUGACAAGCUCUCUACCAUCAUCGACGAGUUUCCUCGGCUUGAUGAUAUCCAUCCUUUUUAUGGAGAUCUUCUUCAUGUGCUCUACAACAAAGAUCACUACAAGCUUGCCCUUGGCCAAAUCAAUACUGCAAGGAAUUUGAUUAGUAAGAUUGCUAAAGAUUAUGUCAGGUUGUUGAAGUAUGGUGAUUCAUUGUACCGAUGCAAGUGUCUGAAGGUUGCUGCUCUUGGUCGCAUGUGCACUGUCAUAAAAAGGGUUGCUCCUAGUUUGGCUUACUUAGAACAGAUCAGACAGCACAUGGCUAGGCUACCUUCAAUUGACCCAAAUACUCGGACAAUCUUGAUUUGCGGGUAUCCCAAUGUGGGCAAGAGUUCCUUCAUUAACAAGAUCACUAGAGCUGAUGUGGAUGUCCAGCCCUAUGCUUUCACCACAAAGUCGCUCUUUGUCGGUCAUACAGACUAUAAAUACCUAAGGUAUCAAGUCAUCGAUACACCUGGUAUUUUGGACCGGCCUUUUGAGGAUCGCAAUAUUAUUGAGAUGUGCAGUAUCACAGCUUUGGCACAUCUUCGAGCUGCAGUGUUGUUCUUCUUAGACAUCUCAGGGUCUUGUGGAUAUACCAUUGCACAACAGGCUGCACUUUUUCACAGCAUUAAGUCUCUGUUUAUGAACAAACCUUUGACUAUUGUAUGCAACAAGACUGAUUUGCAACCACUUGAAGGGAUAUCAGAGGAAGAUAAGAAGUUGGUCAUGGAGAUGAAAGCUGAAGCUAUGAAAACAGUGAUUGGUCAAGGAGGUGAGCCUACUGAUGACCAAGGGGUGCUGCUGACCAUGAGUACUUUGACUGAGGAUGGGGUAAUUGCUGUGAAAAAUGCAGCUUGUGAGAGGUUAUUGGAUCAGAGGGUUGAAAUAAAGAUGAAAUCCAAAAAGAUAAAUGAUUGCUUAAAUCGUUUUCAUGUUGCGAUACCAAAGCCACGGGACCAGAAGGAAAGGCCACCUUGUAUACCUCAGGCAGUUUUGGAAGCUAAAGCGAAGCAAGCAGCAGAGAAGGAAAAGAGGAAAACUGAAAAGGAUUUGGAGAAUGAGAAUGGUGGUGCAGGUGUAUACUCUGCUAGUUUGAAGAAGAAUUAUAUCUUAGCUAAUGAUGAAUGGAAAGAAGAUGUAUUGCCAGAAAUUCUUGAUGGGCACAAUGUGUAUGACUUCAUUGAUCCUGAUAUUUUACAAAGGCUUGAGGAGUUGGAACAAGAAGAAGGGCUAAGGCAGGCAGAGGAAGUUGAUGAUGAUUUUGAGAUGGAUGGCAAGGAAUUGACUCCAGAAGAGCAACAAGCAUUGGCUGAGAUUAGGAAAAAGAAAAGCUUACUCAUUCAACAGCACAGGAUCAAGAAAAGCACUGCAGAGAGCCGGCCUAUUGUACCAAGAAAAUUUGACAAGGACAAGCAGUUCACAACCAGGAGAAUGGGAAGGCAGCUAUCUGCUUUGGGGCUGGAUCCAUCUAAGGCCAUUGACCGAGCCCGUAGUAGGUCGAGGGGUCGGAAGAGGGAGAGGUCACCUGAUAAUGAAUGUGGUGAUGCUAUGGAUAUUGACGUGGACACACCUAACAAGAAGCUGCGAAUGAGGUCUAGAUCCCAAUCAAGGUCAGUCUCACGGCCACCGGGUGAAGUUGUCCCUGGAGAGGGCUUCAAGGACUCUGCUCAAAAGGUUAAGGCACAAAAGCUUGCAAAGAAAUCUUCCAAGAAGAGGAACAAGGAUGCACGUCGUGGUGAGGCAGAUAGGGUAAUACCUACUUUGAAACCAAAGCAUUUGUUCUCUGGGAAGCGGUCUACCGGAAAAACUGAUAGACGUUGAUUUACUAGAGCUGUGUAGGCUUGUAAAGAUAAUUAGCAAGGUGGCUGGGUUGUUGUAUCCUGGGGGCGGCAUGCACAAUAUUAGUCUACUACACCGGUAAUCCUGUAGACGUGUGCAUCGUCUCAAGACAAUGACACGGUCCACACCUCAACCUUGCCAUCUAAAAACAUUUAUGAAUUGACGGUAAUUUGCUUCUGAUGCUAUGAGAUUAAUUUAAAGCAUCAUCAAGGAACAACAGAAUGUUCAUGGUUUCGCUGCGUGCCUGUGCUCUGAGGCUUCAGGUGCUUUUUUUUUUCCUUCUCCCCUGCAUGCUUUUGGAACAGAUGUAUCUGUUUUAAGAUUUUCAGAUUAUACGGAUGCUGGUAAAUAGGAGGAUGCCAAAGCUGUCAGCAGCAAUGAUUGGGUUCUUGAUUGAACAUGUGUUGAUGAUGGGCAUGUUGGUUCAUGGUUCGUGGAGACAGCAUUCCUUGGUUUUACUUGCAGUCAAGAAAGAAUUUUGUUCCAUCAAUACUUUGGUUUGGCUGUAGGUUGCACACUUCUUGACCAUGGCAGCAUAUCAGCAGAUUUUUGUUAUCUUCUUUCUUUUAGCAUAAUGUUGAGGCAAUUUUGAGUUUGAGAAACGCUUUAAAUUAUAAAUUUUCCUAGCAUAAUGUGUAUGAGUUCACAGAUGAAUUUGGCUUAAUUGCUGUUUGUUAGAUACUCCAAGAGCCAAUUCAAAUUAUGUUUUCAUCUAUUACCGUUUUGAAACAAUUCUCUGAUUCAGUCAAAUUCUUUGCUUGGUUGUU